GCGGCGGUGAUCAAGGUGAUCGGAUGCGGCGGGGGGGGCGGGAACGCGGUGAAUCGCAUGAUCAGCAGCGGAUUACAGGGCGUGGAAUUCUGGGCGGUCAACACGGAUUCUCAGGCGCUGGUGAACUCGCUCGCGCCGAACAAGUGCCAAAUCGGCGAGCAGGUGACGCGAGGCUUGGGCGCGGGCGGUAACCCUGAGCUCGGGGAGAUCGCGGCGACUGAAAGCCGACAGGAGCUCGAACGGGCAGUAUUGGGCGCCGAUCUCGUGUUCAUUACCGCGGGCAUGGGCGGCGGAACCGGGAGUGGGUCCGCGCCGGUGGUUGCGAAGAUGUCGCGCGAGAAGGGCAUCUUGACCGUCGGCGUCGUGACGUACCCCUUCUCGUUCGAAGGAAGACGACGAAUUCAACAAGCCACCGAAGCCAUCGAAGCGCUUAGAGCGAAUGUUGACACUUUGAUCGUUAUUCCGAACGAUCGCUUGCUCGAUGUCGUGGAGGAAGGCACUGCUCUUCAGGAGGCGUUUUUGCUCGCCGACGACGUCUUGCGUCAAGGUGUGCAAGGUAUUUCUGACAUUAUCACGAUUCCAGGUCUCGUCAACGUCGAUUUCGCCGAUGUUCGCGCGGUAAUGAAGGACAGCGGUACCGCCAUGCUCGGUGUCGGCGUGGCGAGCGGUAAGGGCCGCGCCGAGGAGGCCGCGAGAGCCGCCAUGAGCGCUCCUCUCGUUGAGCACUCCAUUGACCGAGCGACUGGUAUCGUGUUUAACAUCACCGGUGGUCCGGACAUGACGCUCAUGGAGGUCAACACCGUUUCCGAAGUCGUCACCUCGCUUGCGGACCCGUCAGCGAACGUCAUCUUCGGUUCUGUCGUCGACGAGAAGCACACGGGUGAAAUCGCGGUGACCAUCGUCGCGACGGGUUUC
This is a messenger RNA of Ostreococcus lucimarinus CCE9901, 915 nucleotides long. RefSeq lists its product with no specific name. The record is from RefSeq and is a predicted model, not a curated record. Gene Ontology annotation, cellular component: microtubule; chloroplast; cell division site. Lineage: Eukaryota; Viridiplantae; Chlorophyta; Mamiellophyceae; Mamiellales; Bathycoccaceae. The transcript is spliced from 2 exons. Gene Ontology annotation, molecular function: GTP binding; GTPase activity. The annotation marks the transcript as partial. Gene Ontology annotation, biological process: chloroplast fission; microtubule-based process; cell division.